UUUAGCUUCUUAUCAGCUGCCAUUUAGCCGGGGUCAAAACAAAAGUUCAUUAAAUCGUCGAAUUUGUGAUAAGCUUGUUCAAUAUUCGACUUUCAUCUCGAGAGCCAGGCAUUUAACGUUAAGUGUGUGUUUGAGAGCCGCUCAUUUGUCAACGAUACACCCCCGGGAACGGUCGCAAAUUUACAUAGCAGGCAGAAGCGUCUGUUUUCCGUCGAUUGUUUUUCCGCCUAUUUUUAAUUGAAAAACAUGGUUUUUAUUACGAAACUCGCACGAGUCGGCGUCCAGGCAGCAAGACAGCUGCGGGCCACGCCCCUUCCCGCCGUGCAGGGCCGUAGUUUCCACCUGACGUGCCUUUUAGCCAAGGAACGUCGCUACACAGUCAAACACGAGUGGGUGGAGGUGGAGGAAGGGAACAAGGCUGUGGUUGGUAUCUCCAGCUACGCUCAGGAGGCUUUAGGAGAUGUGGUCUUCGCCCAACUGCCAGAACCGGGCACUACCCUGAAACAAAACGAUGAAUGCGGGGCCCUGGAGAGUGUCAAGGCGGCCAGUGAAGUUUACUCGCCCGUGAGCGGCAAGGUGACGGAAAAGAAUGGCCAGGUGGAGGACUCGCCGGCCCUAGUCAAUAGCAGCUGCUACGAGAAGGGCUGGCUAUUUAAGGUGGACUUGAAAAACCCCAAGGAACUGGAUAACCUUAUGACCGAGGAGCAGUACAAAUCCUUCCUGAGCAGCAGUACUGACCACUAGACAAGCAGCCAUCCUCUGAAGCAACAACCGAGCAUUUGUUAUCUCCUAACGCACACUCGCAUACACACACCCGAAAAUCUCGCCGCCAUCCAAAAAACACGUUGUUGUAGCUCUUGAAUAUUGUUACGAAUAAGAAUCGACAGUAAAGCCAAA
Messenger RNA from Drosophila ananassae, 897 nucleotides. RefSeq names its product glycine cleavage system H protein, mitochondrial (gene ppl). Gene Ontology annotation, biological process: glycine decarboxylation via glycine cleavage system; protein lipoylation. The coding region runs from base 247 to 744 and encodes 165 amino acids. The record is from RefSeq and is a predicted model, not a curated record. Gene Ontology annotation, cellular component: cytoplasm; glycine cleavage complex; mitochondrion. The transcript is spliced from 3 exons. NCBI's taxonomy places the organism in Eukaryota, Metazoa, Arthropoda, Insecta, Diptera, Drosophilidae.